Ogataea parapolymorpha DL-1 is the source of this 222-nucleotide messenger RNA. RefSeq lists its product as uncharacterized. The transcript is spliced from 2 exons. Lineage: Eukaryota; Fungi; Ascomycota; Pichiomycetes; Pichiales; Pichiaceae. The coding region runs from base 1 to 222 and encodes 73 amino acids. The record is from RefSeq and is a predicted model, not a curated record.
AUGAGACCAACCAAUCCAACAUUCAACGCUGCCAAAUCGAGCUCCUUUAUUAAAAGUAUUCCAGUUGAAUUAUAUCCGCUGUUCGCAGCCUGCGGAAUGGCAUGCGUUUCCGCCAUCUACUUCUCCUCCAAGAAAUUGAGAACAGACAAGACGUUGAAGCUGGGGAGAGAGGUCCCCAAGUUUGACGACAAGUUGGAGGAAGUCAUCAGCAAACAAGAGUGA